Molecule: messenger RNA, 2982 nt
Organism: Maylandia zebra (zebra mbuna)
Lineage: Eukaryota; Metazoa; Chordata; Actinopteri; Cichliformes; Cichlidae
Source: RefSeq, a predicted model, not a curated record
CGAGCACAGUGCCCUGACGGACUCGUGAGGGAUGCUGUGUUUCUCUGGGAACAUACACCUGUCCCGCAAGCAAAGGUUGCACCGCUGCACCUAUACCAGCCAUUGCAGUGAUGGUCCCACCUUGAAAUCCAGACGGAGCAAAAACGAGUCAAAAGAAAGGAUCGUUCUGAGAUCUUCAGUUUUCGAAAACUCCUCUGUGCCAUAAGCUCAUGCCAUGGCCAGGAAAACAGUUUCUCGGAAAAGUAGUUCCCUGUGACGGAUCCACAAUACAAAGUUGAGGUCUGCUUCUUCAUAGUAACCCAAAAGGACCAAGAUGAUGUUUUGGCUGCUGCUAGUUCUGUCCAUUUGGCUGGGUCCCAAUCAAGCCGACUCUGCUCAGUCCAAUGAACGGCGAGUUGUAGCACACAUGCCUGGUGACAUAAUCAUCGGAGCAUUGUUCUCUGUACAUCACCAGCCUCCUGCUGAUAAGGUGCAUGAACGCAAAUGUGGUGCGGUGCGAGAGCAGUAUGGCAUCCAAAGGGUGGAGGCCAUGAUGCAUACACUGGACCGCAUUAAUGCUGACCCGCACAUCCUUCCCAACAUCAGCCUGGGCUGUGAGAUCAGGGACUCCUGCUGGCACUCGGCUGUGGCUCUGGAGCAGAGCAUCGAGUUCAUACGCGACUCGCUGGUCUCCUCUGAUGAGGCCGAGGAGUGGGGCGGCGGAACUUCUUGGGGAGGCGGAGGAGGGACGCUAAAGUGCUCAGACCCCUCUGCCACUCCAAUGCGGGGGAAGAAACCUAUUGUGGGUUUAAUUGGACCUGGCUCAAGCUCAGUGGCCAUCCAGGUCCAGAACCUGCUACAGCUAUUCAACAUACCACAGAUUGCCUACUCUGCCACCAGUAUGGACCUCAGCGAUAAGAGCCUUUACAAAUACUUUAUGCGGGUGGUGCCUUCAGAUGCCCAGCAGGCAAGAGCUAUGGUGGACAUUGUCAAGAGAUACAACUGGAGCUACGUGUCUGCAAUACACACAGAAGGGAACUAUGGUGAAAGUGGGAUGGGGGCGUUCAAGGACAUGGCAGCCAAGGAGGGCAUCUGUAUCGCCCACUCUGGGAAAAUCUGGAGCAAUGCCGGAGAGCAGAGCUUUGAUCGGCUGCUGGAGAGACUGAGGGCCCAUCUGCCUAAGGCCAGAGUAGUGGCAUGUUUCUGUGAAGGCAUGACUGUCCGAAAUAUCCUCAUGGCUAUGAGGCGCCAGGGACUGGUUGGAGAGUUUCUUCUCAUCGGCAGUGAUGGAUGGGCGGACAGGUAUGAUGUGACAGAUGGCUAUGUUAAGGAAGCGGCCGGCGGGAUUACCAUCAAGCUCCAGUCGGCUGACGUGAAAUGGUUUGAUGAAUACUACCUUAAACUUCGUCCUGAAAACAAUCACAGAAACCCUUGGUUUCCAGAGUUCUGGCAGCAUCGCUUUCAGUGUCGACUAAAAGGUCACACCCAGGAGAACAGCAAGUACAACCGCACCUGCAGCAAGCGAGAGUCACUUCGGCAGCAAUAUGCACAGGACACUAAGAUGGGAUUUGUCAUUAACGCCAUCUACUCAAUGGCAUAUGGCCUGCAUAACAUGCAACGGUCACUCUGCCCAGGUUACAAGGGCCUGUGCGAUGCCAUGCGACCCAUUGAUGGGGCUAGACUUCUGGACUUUUUGAUGAAAACCAACUUCACCGGUGUGUCAGGGGAAGGAAUCUUAUUUGAUGAAAACGGAGACUCACCCGGCAGGUAUGAAAUAAUGAACUUCAAAAAGAUGGGGAAGGACUACUAUGACUACAUAAACGUCGGCAGUUGGGACAACAGAGGCUUAAAAAUAGAUGAUGAUGAAAUCUGGCCCAGCAAAGAGAGCGUGAUCAAGUCAGUCUGCAGUGACCCCUGUGACAAAGGGCAGAUUAAGGUGAUCCGUAAAGGUGAAGUGAGUUGCUGCUGGACGUGCACCCCCUGCAAAGAAAAUGAAUUUGUGUUUGAUGAGUACACCUGCCAAGCCUGUGAGCUGGGCUCCUGGCCUAAUAAUGACCUCACAGGCUGUGACCCAAUACCAGUGGAAUACCUUCGAUGGGGAGACCCUGAACCCAUUGCUGCUGUGGUAUUUGCCUGCCUCGGUCUAAUGGCUACAUUUUUUGUCACUGCAGUCUUUAUUAGAUUCCGGGACACUCCAGUCGUGAAAUCUUCCAGUAGGGAACUGUGUUACAUAAUACUGGCAGGUAUCUGUUUGGGAUACCUGUGUACCUUUACCCUCAUAGCCAAACCCCACGUCAUCCAUUGCUACCUCCAGCGACUGGGAAUAGGCCUGUCACCUGCCAUGAGCUACUCUGCACUUGUCACCAAGACAAACCGCAUUGCUCGGAUCCUGGCAGGAAGCAAGAAGAAGAUCUGCACAAAGAAACCUCGCUUCAUGUCUGCCUGUGCUCAGCUUAUCAUUGCCUUCCUCCUCAUACUGCUACAGCUGGGCAUCAUUGUGGCUCUCUUCCUCAUGGAGCCCCCGGAGGUCAUCCACGACUAUCCCAGCAUCCGCCAGGUCAACCUCAUUUGCAACACCACGAACCUCGGCGUGGUUGCCCCGCUGGGAUACAACGGCCUGCUUAUCCUUAGCUGCACCUUUUAUGCCUUCAAGACCCGCAACGUCCCAGCUAAUUUCAAUGAGGCUAAGUACAUUGCCUUUACAAUGUACACCACCUGUAUUAUCUGGCUGGCAUUUGUACCCAUCUACUUUGGCUCUAACUACAAAAUUAUCACCAUGUGCUUCAGUGUCAGCCUGAGUGCCACUGUGGCUCUGUGCUGCAUGUUUGUACCCAAGGUGUACAUCAUUCUGGCUAAACCAGAGCGUAAUGUGCGUAGUGCCUUCACCACUAGCACGGUGGUGCGCAUGCAUGUGGGUGAUGGCAAAUCAUCCUCAGCUGCCAGCCGCUCCUCCAGUCUGGUUAACCUGUGGAAACGGAGAGGCUCCACUGGAGAGACACUCAG